Penicillium canescens is the source of this 597-nucleotide messenger RNA. RefSeq lists its product as uncharacterized. Bases 1 to 597 code for a protein of 198 amino acids. The record is from RefSeq and is a predicted model, not a curated record. The transcript is spliced from 3 exons. Lineage: Eukaryota; Fungi; Ascomycota; Eurotiomycetes; Eurotiales; Aspergillaceae.
AUGCGUUCCUCUGUUGCCUUCCUCUCUGCUCUGGCCACCUCGGUCUUGGCUGCCAACUCCACUGACUCUUACACCUUCCCUGAGGGCUGGAACAUUGGCCUGGUGGACUCCAGCACCCGGAGCGCCUGGUGUACUGGACAGCGCAAUGCCUGUCCUGACAUUUGCCAGCAGGGCACCAAGCUCAACUCAUGUGAUCCUGCCACCCUGAAGUUCAGCUGUGUCUGCAGCGACGAUUCGUCGCCCGAUGUUUCUCCCUACAUGCAGACCAUCCCCUUCUACGUCUGCGAGAACAACUACGGCCAGUGCAUCACCGCGCACGCCAACGAUGCGGAAGCCCAGCGUGCCUGCAAGAAGGCCGCCUCCAACUGUGGUAGCAAGAACGCCAGUGAGGAGUCCACCACUUCUUCUUCCUCCACCACCGCUGCGUCCACAACCCUGGCUACUGCCACCGCCACUGACUCGUCCGCCUCCACGACCUCUUCCGUCGCUGCGGCGAGCACCACCACCAGCAACGCUGCUGUCGCUGGUGACAUGACCAAGAUGUCCACUGGUCUCAUGGCUGGCCUCAUGUUCGUGGCCGCUCGCAUGGUCCUGUAG